AUGCACCGCACCUCGCCGGCCGGCCGCCCGGCUCCCUCCACAUCCACGUCCAUGGCAACCACCGGCGACGCCUGCCUGCCUCUCCUCCUGCUCCUCCUGUCGCCGCUGAUCAUCUCCUCGUCCUCAGCGGCAGCGGUGGAAGCAGAAGCAGAGCAGCCGGUACACGACCUCCUGCUUAGCUUCAAGGCCUCCCUGCACGACCCCGCCGGCGCCCUCGCCACCUGGUCCAGCUCCACGCCCUACUGCAACUGGUCGCACGUCACCUGCACGGACUCCUCCUCCUCCGCUUCUUCGCCCGUCGCCGUCUCGCUCCAGCUCCAGGGCCUCGGCCUCUCCGGCGACAUCAACGCCACCGCGCUCUGCCGCGUCCCGGGCCUCGCCGGCCUCAGCCUCGCGUCCAACGCCUUCAACCAGACCGUCCCGCUGCAGCUCUCGCGCUGCGCCUCGCUCGCCGCCCUCAACCUCAGCUCCGGCGCCUUCUGGGGCCCGCUGCCGGAGCAGCUCGCGGCGCUCGCCUCUCUCACGUCGCUCGACCUUAGCGGCAACGACAUCGAGGGGACCGUGCCGCCGGGCCUCGCCGCGCUGCGGGCGCUCCAGGUGCUCGACCUGCGCGGCAACCGCCUCUCCGGCGUGCUCCACCCGGCGCUCUUCCGCAACCUCACCAGCCUCCACUACCUGGACCUGUCCGGCAACCAGUUCUUGGAGUCCCAGCUGCCGCCGGAGCUCGGCGGGAUGGCCAGCCUCAGGUGGCUCUUCUUGCAGGGGUCAGGGUUUAGCGGCGAGAUACCCGAGACCUUCCUUAGGCUGGAGCAGCUGGAGGCUCUUGAUCUGUCCAUGAACAGCUUGACCGGACCCGUUCCUCCGGGGUUCGGCCUCAAGUUUCAGAAGCUGCUGUCCCUGGAUUUGUCGCGCAAUGGCUUCUCUGGGCCGUUCCCCAACGGCGUCGACAAGUGCCUCAUGCUGCAGAGGUUCGAGGUGCAGGGCAACGCGUUCACCGGGGAGCUCCCCGCCGGCCUCUGGUCUCUGCCGGACUUGCAGGUCAUCCGCGCCGAGAACAACCGCUUCUCCGGCCGGCUGCCCGAGUUCCCCGGCGGCGUGUCUCGGCUGGAGCAGGUUCAGGUUGACAACAACAGCUUCUCCGGCGCGAUACCUCAGAGCAUCGGCCUGAUCCGCACCAUGUACCGCUUCUCCGCCUCACUGAACGAGCUCAACGGCAGCCUGCCGGACAACCUGUGCGACUCCCCGGCGAUGAGCAUCAUCAACAUCUCCCACAAUGCCAUCUCCGGCUCGAUCCCCGACUUCAAGAACUGCAAGAGGCUGGUAUCCUUGUCCUUGUCCAGCAACGGUCUCACCGGGACGAUACCAGCCUCUCUUGGGGACUUGCCGGUGCUGACCUACAUCGACCUGUCCAGCAAUGGCCUCACCGGCGCCAUUCCGGCAGAGCUCCAGAACCUGAAGCUUGCGUUGCUCAACGUCUCGUACAACCGGCUCUCCGGCCGCGUGCCUCCGGAGCUGGUCUCCGGCCUUCCCGCCGUGUUUCUUGAGGGGAACCCAGGCCUGUGCGGUCCAGGGUUGCCGAGCGAUUGCGAUGCGCCAUUGAGAAAGCAUCAGGGCCUAGCACUGGCUGCGACGGUGGCCUCCUUCGUUACAGGAUUGGCUCUGUUGGCAGUAGGGGUGUUUGCAGUUUGCAGGAGGAUACGUGGCAACAGGCCCUCCUCCCCAUGGAAGCUGGUGCUUUUCCACCCAAUCAAGAUCACCGGAGAGGACUUGUUCGCCGCGUUCCACGACAAGAAUGUGAUCGGAAGAGGAGCAUUUGGAAAGGUUUAUCUGAUCGUGUUACAAGACGGGCAAAAAGUCGCGGUGAAGCGGCUGUUCAGUUCAGCCAAGCUGACAUUCAGAGAAGUGAAGAACGAGAUGAAAGCGCUGGCGAAAAUCCGGCACAAGAAUAUUGCCAAGAUUGCAGGCUUCUGCUACUCGGAAGGGGAGGUCAGCGUCAUAUAUGAAUACUUUCAGAGAGGAAGCUUACAGGAUAUGAUCUGUGCGCCGAAAUUCGCGGUGGGAUGGAACGACAGGUUGAAGGUUGCACUGGGAGUGGCUCAAGGAUUGGCAUAUCUUCAUCAUGAUUAUACUCCUCGCAUGCUGCACCGCGAUCUGAAGUCGAGCAAUGUGCUACUUGCCGAUGAAUUUGAGCCCAGGGUUGCUGGGUUUGGGAUUCAUCGUGUCGUUGGGGAAAAGGCGUACCGAUCUUCCUUGGAUUCGGAUUUGAAUGACAAGUGCUACAUCGCGCCAGAGCAAAACUUCACAAAGAGCCCAACGAACCUCAUGGACGUCUACAGCUUUGGGGUCAUUCUCCUGGAGCUGAUCACCGGAAGGCCAGCAGAGCAGCCGGCGUCCAAGGACUGCUCGGACAUUGUUAGCUGGGUGCGGAGGCGGAUCAACCUGAUCGACGGCGCAUCGCAGAUACUCGACCCCAGCAUUCCCCACACGGAGCAACAGGGCAUGAAGGCUGCCCUGGAGCUCGCGGUGCGCUGCACGUCGGUGAAGCCUGACCAGAGGCCGGACAUGUAUCAAGUUGUGAGGUCGCUGCAGGCGCUGUAG
Molecule: messenger RNA, 2598 nt
Organism: Triticum turgidum subsp. durum (durum wheat)
Lineage: Eukaryota; Viridiplantae; Streptophyta; Magnoliopsida; Poales; Poaceae
Source: the annotation of a GenBank genome assembly